GCAACGAAUUGAGUUUGUUGACAGAAAGGACACGCCUCACUGCCGCGGCUACACGUUUAGUCAUGCGGUAUUUGCAUGUGUUUUGUAGGGCCUCUGACUGCCAUUGUUGGUUGGGUUCCUGAAUGAUCUUCAACAAAGAUCACCCCGAAAUGAAAGGCCUAUGUGUCUGUUGAACCACGGAACAUAUGCAGCAGAAGCCGAUACUACGACAGGAUAUUGUAACUGGAACACACGUGUAAAUCCAUGAAAAAGAUAUCGAUUCAUUUCGAUUUUUGACAACGGGUGAAUCAUCGUCUUAUAAUGUCUCCAUGUGCCCGCCCAGUUUCUUGAAAGUGAACGUACGCUUGCUGAGCUGACCAGUCAGCUGAGCUGCUAGACCGUUACAGUUGUUAAAUCGAAAAGCAUGCACUUUUGUAGUGGUACUUAAAACGGAACUUUCUCACAUCACUAUGAUCAUGGAUUUGUGCUUUGUGUGGAUUAUGAAUCUGAGACGUAUUCCAUUGACAUAUUUGGUUGCUAUCCUCGUGUCGUCUGGUCUUUUAUGGAGGAGAUCGUACUGUUUUGCGUCGACAGUUGACGAAAUCCAGUUCUUCCAGAAUUCAGCAGAUCAACAGCUUUUGUCCAGUCUACACCAGUAUGAACUGGUUUACACCAGUUUCCCAGAAGAUAGUGAUUUUACCAGACAGCAAACAGGAAACUUUUAUACCGAAAAAGGUACCAAACAGAUCAGAUUAGAAGGAAGCAGCACACAGCUUCAUCUGGACCUGCUGCUCAACAGAGACCUGACCAGGGCCGGCGUCAGGUUAAAACACAUCACCAAAGAUGGAGUCUUGGAUGACACCCAGAGGUCAAGCUGCCAUUAUCAGGGUGUGGUCAGGGGCGUGGCACAAUCCACAGUUAGUCUUAAUACCUGCAACGGCAUAAGGGGAUCGAUUGUAACAGAAGGAGAGCAUUUCGUAGUCAAGCCUCUUUCUUCUCUGCACAAUGGGACAAGACAACUUCACGUUCUUUAUAAAGUGCAGCCAGAAACACGUAAAGAUGAUUCUGAUGCACAAAUUCAUCCUGAUGUAUCAGAGGACGAAAUGCUCUUCGAAGAAGAAUUGCAGAAGAAAACAACGGAAUCUCAUCACAGAAGGAUGAGACGAGACGUGGAUUCUGAAGCCAAGUAUCUGGAGAUUGGAAUCUUCUGCUCUGCAAGCAUGAUUAGCAAGUUUGGAAGUGCCAAUUCUGCCUUUGUACGGGUGCUGGAUGUUGUCAACCAGGCAGACAUGUAUUUCCGGCCGAUGAAUGUCCGUCUUGUCCUGACCUAUGUUGAGCUCUGGGACGGCGUUGAAGAACCCAUCACAGUCUCAGACAAUCUCCACGUCACCUUGAACAACUUCUAUCAGUACAUCGUGGACACCAACGUCUCUGACACGGUGCGAUUUGACGUGGCCAACCUGCUCCUAGGUACCAGCGCAGUAAGUUCCUUGUCUUACUAUGGCACCAGCAGACAAAACUCAGUCUGUACCGAGAAAGCAGUUUCCUUGGCUCAGGAUAUCUCUGAUUCUCUCACCCCAGCUAUUUUGGCACACGUCAUCGGCCAUAAUCUGUACAUCUACAAUGAUGACUUCUACACCAGAGGAUCUAAAACAUGCACUUGUAAGGGCCAAGCAGCAAGCUGUGUGAUGUACCAACAACCAGUGAACUGGAGCCCCAAGCCUCCUACAGAGUUUUCUGAGUGCAGUAUUGAAGCCUUUGAGGAUCAUCUGAGAGCCGGCUUCUACCCGUGCCUCUUCAAUGUCCCCCAACCAGAUGAGUUGGUGACCUUUCAAAGUUGUGGAAACGGCAUCGUGGAAUCCUCGGAAACCUGUGACUGUGGAACACCCGAGGAGUGCGCUGAUGACCCCUGCUGUGACCCCGCGACCUGUCAGCUGACCUCUGGCAGUGAGUGUCAUACAGGAGAAUGCUGCAGUAACUGCCAGUUUUUACCGGCCACGACGUCAUGCAGAGAGAGCAUUAAUGACUGCGACGUCGCUGAGAUGUGUUCUGGUACCUCUGGUAAUUGCCCUGACAACAUCUUCAUUCAAGACGGAAUGCCUUGCAAAAAUGAUACGGGAUAUUGUUACAAUGGACUCUGCCCGACAAGUGACGAUCAGUGCAAGGACAUUUGGGGAACAGGUGCUACACUGGGAGAUGGGUGCAUGACUCUCAACACCAUCGGCAGUUUCCCGUUCGGUCACUGCGGAUACACCUCCAUCGGCGAUAACGAGCUAUCCUACUCCCCCUGCACUACUUCAGGGCAGCAGUGUGGUCUUCUUCACUGCACCAACACCGCCUUCUCCUUCUUCCCAUUCGGCAUGUCUCCACGAGGCAACACCUUUGCUCUGUACUGUGUGUCAUUGUGGGUAUCAGACCCUAGCCAAUCCGAUGUCCUCAAUCCGGCAAAUGUGGCAGAUGGCACAAAGUGCGAUGAUGGAAUGGUGUGCAUGGGUUUUGAAUGUGUUCCCUUGGAGUCUCUGGGAAUACCACCCUGCCCAACUGAUGAAGAUGGUGAAAUCUGCUCUGGGAAUGGGGUUUGCACUAGUGAGAAUGAGUGCUUCUGCAGUCCAGACUGGGGCGGACCUUCCUGCAACGAAACCACAACUGUCUUCACCACUCUUGAGCUACCAUCAGAGAAUUCAACAUUCCCUACUCCUCCACCCAGCAUCCCUCCCCCAUACCCAACCCCUCAGAGCAACAUGACCACUCCUACACCAACAUCCGUGACAAAUGCAACGUUCCCCCCACCACCACCAAGCAUCCCGCCCCCAUACCCCACUCCUCAGAUGAAUGAAACUAUGAUAAAUGCAACGUUCCCUCCUCCACCACCAAGCAUCCCGCCCCCAUACCCCACUCAGCAGAUGAAUGAAACUAUGGCAAAUGCAACAUUCCCUCCUCCACCACCAAGCAUCCCACCCCCAUACCCCACCCCUCAGAUGAACGAAACUAUGACAAAUACAACAUUCCCUCCACCACCACCAAGCAUCCCGCCCCCAUACCCUACUCCUCAGAUGAAUGAAACUGUGACAAAUGCAACGUUCCCUCCACCCCCACCAAGCAUCCCGCCCCCAUACCCUACUCCUCAGAUGAACGAAACUGUGUCAAAUGCAACAUUCCCUCCUCCACCACCAAGCAUCCCGCCCCCAUACCCCACUCCUCAGAUGAACGAAACUAUGGCAAAUACAACGUUCCCUCCACCACCACCAAGUAUCCCGCCCCCUUACCCCACUCCUCAGAUGAACGAAACUAUGGCAAAUACAACGUUCCCUCCACCCCCACCAAGUAUCCCUCCCCCAUACCCCACUCCUCAGAUGAACGAAACUAUGACAAAUGCAACGUUUCCUCCUCCACCACCAAGUAUCCCGCCCCCAUACCCCACUCCUCAGAUGAACGAAACUAUGGCAAAUACAACAUUCCCUCCACCCCCACCAAGUAUCCCACCUCCAUACCCCACUCCUCAGAUGAACGAAACUAUGACAAAUACAACGUUCCCUCCUCCACCACCAAGCAUCCCUCCCCCAUACCCCACCCCUCAGAUGAACGAAACUAUGACAAAUGCAACAUUCCCUCCACCCCCACCAAGUAUCCCGCCUCCAUACCCCACCCCUCAGAUGAACGAAACUAUGACAAAUACAACGUUCCCUCCUCCACCACCUAGCAUCCCGCCCCCGUACCCCACUCCUCAGAUGAACGAAACUGUGACAAAUGCAACAUUCCCUCCUCCACCACCAAGCAUCCCACCCCCAUACCCCACUCCUCAGAUGAAUGAAACUGUGACAAAUGCAACAUUCCCUCCACCCCCACCAAGCAUCCCGCCCCCAUACCCAACUCCUCAAAUCAAUACAACCAACCCAACUGAGGUCCCCUCGACCCAACCCCCUUCAAACCAACCGCCAACCCAACCCCCAACGGAACCCCCAACCCAGCCCCCAACCCAACCAGCAACCCAACCCCCAACCCAACCAGCAACCCAGCCCCCAACCCAACCCCCAACCCCCCCAACCCAACCCGCAACCCAACCCCCAACCCAGCCCCCAACCCAACCAGCAACCCAACCCCCAACUCAGCCCCCAACCCAACCAGAAACCCAAUCCCCAACCCAACCCCCAACUCAGCCCCCAACCCAACCACCCUCAACUCAACCCCCAACCCAACCUCGAACCCAACCCCCAACUCAGCCCCCAUCAACCCAGCCCCCAACAACCCAGCCCCCUUCCACUCAACUCCCCUCAACCAAGCCCCCUUCUUCCCAGCCACCUCCUCCUGAUGGCUUCAUCCAAGUCAAUCUCAAGAUCACAAUCCUUGAUGCCCAAAGCAACCCCCUGUAUGAUACCACCGUCACAACAAAUAUCGCAGGAGGCGAUUCCAAGACCUCAACAGUUCCUAUCAUGACCAACGUUGUGGAUGUCACCAGUAUAAUCCCCCAGAAUGGGAGUCUAGGAGUUAUCGUCAGCAAGACAGGUUUCACCAGUAAUGCCAUUCGCUGGAGCAGAGGUGACACAGAAGCCUUUGAAGUCAAAUUGUUACAACUCAAGCAAGCAACUGUGGAGAUAGUUGGAGACGAAGUGAUAAUCCAAACAGACUUCAAUGACUAUGGCCAGAAAGCCAUGUUCCAGUUCAACCCCGCACUGCUCAACGGCAAAACCAUCAACGCUGGCUACAUCCUGACCUCUGACCUCACUCUUAUCCCGGCAACCAACAUGGUCGCUGCGGGCAGCUCCAACCUGGACCAGCUCAGGCCGUUGGGGGCGCUAGAGCUAACCAUCAGUGACCAGGACUCCGGGGCUGUACUCCCGGUCGAUGGGAACGUGGAUAUGAUGGUGCCGCUGGAACAAGGCUUGAACGUCAAAGAUGGGAUGGAGGUUGAAAUCUGGACCUUUAAUGAGACAACAGCUUUUUGGGAACAAGCCGGCACAGGACUCAUCACCAUAGACCAGGAUCUGCUAGUGUACUGGAGUUUUACUGCCCCUCAUCUUUCCUGGUGGCUGGUUGGAGAAAGGCAGGACAAAUCCACCCCUAAACCUCCAUUUUCGACUCGGAAUCCCAACAAGACCAAUCCAAGCGGUGGUCUCCCCCGUACCGAGCUGAUAGUCUAUGCCAUGGUAGGGGUACUGCUACUCUUCCCACUGAUCACUGUCAUCAUCUGCGUCAUUUGCUGCGUUUGCAGGAGAAAGGAAAAAAGGAGAGAAUCGAAGGGAACUCUGCCGGUUGAAUCCAAUGAGAUGGAGAUUGAGAUGCACCCUGCAGGGUCAUCAUUCACUAACAAGGCCAUGACCUCUGACACCGUGGCCUUAGAGGUCAAUGAUAACGUGGCGGACGCACCAACGGAACCAGAGGCCUCCAUCUCGCAGGCUGAAAUACAGUUCAGUACGUAGUGAAACACCAGGGGUGGUACUUCCCCCCCCCCCCAAACUCAAGCCCCGCCCCCAAAAUAAAACCUCUCUCGUUAUUGCCUGUCAUUAGGCCCACGUGCAGAAACAGGUUCAAAAUUAUGGACGUGACUAAAUCCUACAAUUUUGAGCUUUUUGCUUUAACCAUCGCAGGGCUUAACUUGAGAAAUAUUCUCAUUUUGUGGCAUGACAGUUUUGUACAUAAUAUGACUCUAUAUUUUUCCAUAAACCUUUUUAAACUUCUUUUUUUUUUCAAAUUUUUACUCCCGUCUGUACUUUUCAAAUGAAUAUUUUUUAAUUUAAGUCUGUAGAAUGUAAGAAAUAUAUUUCUCUACAAUAUGCAAAGAUUUUAAAGUUGAUAAUACAUGUACAAUAAGUGGACAAUAAUUUUUUUCUUUCAUUUUACAAAGCAUCAACAAGAAUUUUUAAUUGUCAGAAAGUGUUUCCCUUUACAUGUAUAUUUGUUUUUAUAAUUCAGACAAAUCUAUAUUUUAUGUUUUUUUGGGUCUUUCAUGCAGGUGCUAUCGAUGAGCAUAUAUAUAAGAAAUAUUUGUCAAUAAUAGAUGUACAUGUCCAGUGUCUUUUUGAAUGUCUUAGAUGUGCUUUUUAGCAAUGUUCUUUAAUAAUAUUGAGAAAUAGGUAUUAUAUGUUUUGUCCUGGAAAAUAGUCGCAUCCUGAUGCCACUUUUUCUCACCAUGUUUUAUCUCCAUGAAGGACAGACAUCACAAAAAUGUGGAAAAAACAUGAAUCUGGGACUGAGAAGCAUUUCCAAGUUUGUUAGAAAAUACUUGCAUGCAACUCUCCAUAGACUUUUUACACAACCAAAGAAGUGGCGUCUGGAUACUUCAUUUUUUUCCUUAGUCCUAGCAACCAUAUGUAUUCAUCUGUUAUUUUCUUUCGUAUCCUACUUCAAAAGACAGGUAUAACAAGUACAGUUUUUCAAUCAAUAUUAUUUUUUUAACAGUUUUAGCAACACUGAAAACAAAUAUUGCAAUAUUUCAGUCAAAGUUUUUUUGUCUACAGUAAACUCAGAAACACGUUUACGUACAAGGAACGCAUGUCUUUACUUGUAGGUCUGUCAGUUUGUCUUUUUUUUUAGAAAUUUGAUAAUAAAAAUAUAGGAUUUAAUCAGAAAAA
Molecule: messenger RNA, 6548 nt
Organism: Patiria miniata (bat star)
Lineage: Eukaryota; Metazoa; Echinodermata; Asteroidea; Valvatida; Asterinidae
Exons: 31
Coding region: 450-5396 (1648 amino acids)
Biological process (GO): proteolysis
Molecular function (GO): metalloendopeptidase activity
Source: RefSeq, a predicted model, not a curated record